This is a messenger RNA of Brienomyrus brachyistius, 5676 nucleotides long. It is a transcript of the gene rfx1a, whose product is annotated as regulatory factor X, 1a (influences HLA class II expression). Gene Ontology annotation, cellular component: nucleus. Gene Ontology annotation, molecular function: RNA polymerase II cis-regulatory region sequence-specific DNA binding; DNA-binding transcription factor activity, RNA polymerase II-specific. Gene Ontology annotation, biological process: regulation of transcription by RNA polymerase II. NCBI's taxonomy places the organism in Eukaryota, Metazoa, Chordata, Actinopteri, Osteoglossiformes, Mormyridae. The record is from RefSeq and is a predicted model, not a curated record.
ACCCAUCAGGCCAGCUGGGGGGUCCAGGUACUGUCUGCCUUCUCAAUGAUAUGUCGAUUUGGAAAAAGAGUGUACUAAGUAAAUGAAAUGUAAUUAAAUAUAAUUCUGCAAGCUGGGUAGACAGGUAAUGUUACCUAUUUGCAUUAAUAGUAUAUUUUCAUAAUUAGCUCACAGUUCCAUCUACAGGUGUAGACGUUCCCCUGUCACCAAGCGUUCCUCUUCCAGAGUGAAGAUAAUGUGAAAUCAUUCUCACCCAGGUGCACUAGGAAGACUCACUCAGUCUCUCUCUUUCUCUUGCAGCCUCACCUCUCUGAGAAAGAGGCCAUGAUGUGUAGAUCGGAUGUGGGGCAGUUGUCACAAUGCAGGGUGCAGGCGAGUGCAGGUGACAUUUCCACUGGCAGAUUACAGGAGCACAUAUUGUAUUAGGAGGAAACGUCACCAUGACCCUAUCUUCUCAGUCCUGGUCUUAAAGGUCUCUCAUUUCCAAAAUGACAAUGAAAUUGUAAUUAAUAUCUUGAUGCCACUGAAAUAGCGUGGCAUUUUGGCAGGGGACUGAUUUCACAUUGUAUGCGGGGGCACUGGGGAGAGGUUAAAUGCACAACAUCUACUCACAACAAUGCUGUAUCAUUGUUUUCAUCAUUUUCUCAUUUCUGAACGUGCACAGAAUCACCGCCUUUGUACGCGGCCACGGACUUUAUUGAGUUAAUGUAAUUUAACCAGUUUAAAACGCUGUGUACAUCAGAAAUUUUGCAUUGAGUUAUGUUCGAACUAGUGUAGUUUUUCAUUUAACCAAUGAUGUUUAAUACCUGCCAACACUGAACUGUGAUCAAAUAUCAAUAGAAAAAAAAGUAAAAGAACGCACUGGAACCUUUGGGUAGUUGUUUCCGUUAAGACGGUGAUACAAAUCUCAUUUCUCUCAUUCAUUGUUUUCUAUACCUCGACUGCUGGGUGACUUAUGAAACAGUACAAUACUGAAAACCAUCUUAGGCAUGGAACACAGGUGAGGAUAAGGGCUCCCUGCACAUUUCUGAACCAGUUACCUAAAUGUAUUUUUUCAGGAAAUACAAGGCUUAACCAGUACACAGUGGUUUUCGACGUUUGCCUAGUAGCUUAGUAUUUGUUCUUCGUAUUAAAAUAUGCCCAAUAUUCGUAACAAAUUGACUGUAAGAAUGUGUAACUGACAGCUAUAUUACCCAAUUGCUAUUGGGAGAAAAGGCGUGUUCUGGUUGCGCAGUAGCUACUGCUGACUGGCAGACAGCGAUUACAAAUGAGAUGAACGGUUCUUAAUUGACACCUCUAGCGGACCUAUCGACGAAAGACAAGUUACGACGUGUUGUUCCGGCCGAGCCAAUCGGAGGGAAAGGGAAGGCGGUGCAAAGAGCGGGUGGGUAGCAACAGUUGCCCCGGUGAGGACGAAGCGCCAUAGCCACGGUAGUCCUGGCGACAAGAACCCAGCAACGAGAAUCAACAACAACAGCACGAUUUUUAAAAAAAUAAUAAAAUACAAAAUACCGGGUGAAAAUUCACAGGAAUUUAGAGUUACCAUCAUGGCGACUCCAGGCUACUCGGGGGAGCUGCAGCAGGCCUCACAACCACAGGGUGGCGCUGUGGGCGCAGCUCCCGGGCAGCCCUCUGCUGCUCCCCCCGUUACACUCCCGGGACCGCCUCAGUUUCUGGCCGACCUGCAGACCAGCGCCGCUGCUCCGACCUCCACACCACCGGCCGGACAGACCACGCCGCCCACCCCCAGAGCCGCCCCCACUCCCGCCCCCACCACUCCGACGCAGUACGUCACUGCUGAGAUCCAGAGCUCCCCCGCACAGUCCAGCAGCGGUCAGACUGCAGCCCAGUAUAUCGUGGUGACCGUCACAGAAGGCGCUCUGCACUCCAGCGACUCCAUCUCAGAGAGCAGCCCCCCUGCAGUGCCGGUGCAGACAGGGGUCCCCACGCAGGUGGUGCAGCAGGUGCAGAGGUCAGUCGUGCAGCAGGUGGGAUCGCAGGCAGGCAAGACUGGACAGACCACCCAGCUGACUGUCACUAAUCUGCAGCCUGUGCAUCUGACACCAGAGCAACUCCAGCAAGUCCCAGUGCAGCAUGUGUACACCAGUCAGGUGCAGUAUGUGGAGGAAGGAGAUGCCAGCUACUCCACCAGCACUAUACGCUCUGGCAGCUACCCCUACUCCGAAAGCCCACUGUACAGCCAAGCCGUCACCACGCCCUACUACGAGGCCCCACCCGCCUCGGGGUCACAGGUCACGACCCCCGUGACCUCGCAGACAGCACCGGCGUCAGCCGGCACCGGCACAGUGUCCAUGUUCGUCUCUGGGCCUGGGCAGAUCGUGGCCACUGCCCCCUCGGGCACAGGAGGAGGGGCGCCAGCGGUAGCGGCGGGCGGAGCCUCUGGCGGAAGUGGUACUGGGGGUGAGGGUAACGUCACGGGGGGCAGCUAUGUCAUCCAGAGUGGGUAUGUGCUGGGAAGUGGAAGCAGCAGCAACAGCAACAACAGCAGCAGCAGCAGCAGUAACCAGAACUACUCACACAACGCGCGGGCAUCGCCGGCCACCGUGAGUAUACUGACAGAGGGAGAGGCCAAUAGCGUGCCGUCGGCAGACAAAAAGGUGCAGUGGCUCCUGGAGAAUUACGAAACGGCGGAGGGUGUGAGCCUGCCGCGCUCCACCCUCUACUGCCACUACCUGCUGCACUGCCAGGAGCAGAAGCUGGAGCCAGUGAACGCUGCCUCCUUUGGGAAACUCAUCCGCUCCGUCUUCAUGGGGCUGCGCACGCGGCGGCUGGGCACACGGGGCAAUUCCAAGUACCACUACUACGGGCUGCGGAUCAAGGCCAGCUCCUCCCUGCAACGGCUGAUGGAGGACCAGCAGCACCUGGCCAUGAGGCAGCAGCCCUUCUCACAGAAGCAGAGGAUAAAGCCGGUCCAGAAGGUGGAGGGCAUGACGAAUGGGAUGGCUCUCGGGGCGGGCCAGCAGCAGUCGGGGGGGCUGUCUGACAUCAGCUCCCAAGUGCAGCAGUACCAGCAGUUCCUGGACGCCUCCCGCACCCUAUCCGAGUUCCCCGAGAUUGACUUGCAGGGCAGACCUUUGCCGGAGGGCAUAGAGUUGGAGCACAUCAAGAGCUUCCAGCUGCUGUACCGGGAGCACUGUGAGGCCAUUCUGGAUGUGAUGAUCAACCUGCAGUUCACUCUGGUGGAGACCCUGUGGAAGACCUUCUGGAGGUUCAGCGAGACACAGGCGGCCAGCACAAGCUCACUGUCAGUCCACGACGAGUCUGAGAAGCGACUGCCCAAGUCAUGCCUGGUGCUGCUGUGCAAGUACGAGCCGGUACUGCGCUGGAGCCGGCAGUGCGACAACGCCCUCUACCAAGGCCUGGUGGAAGUGCUCAUCCCUGAUGUGCUGCGGCCCAUCCCCAGCGCCUUAACACAAGCCAUUCGCAAUUUUGCAAAGAGUCUGGAGAGCUGGCUGACCAACGCCAUGAUCAGCAUCCCCGAGGAAAUGGUCCGCAUCAAGGUGACGGCGGCCAGCGCGUUUGCGCAGACACUGCGCAGGUACACGUCUCUCAAUCACCUGGCACAGGCGGCUCGCGCGGUCCUCCAGAACACCACGCAGAUCAACCAGAUGCUCAGCGACCUCAACCGCGUGGAUUUCACCAACGUGCAGGAGCAGGCCUCAUGGGUGUGUCGCUGCGAGGACCGGGUGGUCCAGCGACUGGAGCAGGACUUCAAAGUCACACUGCAGCAGCAGAACUCACUGGAGCAGUGGGCCGCCUGGCUGGACGGGGUGGUCUCCCAGGUCCUAAAGCCCUACCAGGCUACCGCCGCCUUUCCCAAAGCCGCUAAGCUCUUCCUCCUGAAGUGGUCCUUCUACAGCUCCAUGGUGAUCCGUGACCUGACCCUGCGCAGCGCCGCCAGCUUCGGCUCCUUCCACCUGAUCCGGCUGCUGUAUGAUGAGUACAUGUACUACCUGAUAGAACAGCGGGUGGCCCAGGCCAAGGGCGAGACGCCCAUUGCCGUCAUGGGGGAGUUCGCCAGUCUGGGCAGGAGCCUGAACACGCUGGAUCCUGACAAAGAAGAGGAAGAGGAGGAAGAGGAGGAGAGCGAGGAGGAGGGCCAGGAGCUGUCACUUGCUGCCGUGGACCCCGUGGGCUUGGAUGUGGAGACGAUGGAGCCCCCCGCUAAGCUGGCCAGGACAGACCUCCAGGGGGUGCUGUUCAGCACCACAGACAACUGAGCGUGUGCCAGAGCGUGGCUGUUAUCGCAUGUGGUCCAGCCUUACCAGGCCUCAUGGGGCCUUACCGAAUAGAACCGGGUAGAGCAUUAAUUUAGUGGGCAGACACAUUCACUAAAUGGGCUGCAUUAUGGCUGUCCUGCACUCCCACCAAACCUGAUGGGCGGCUGGCUGGAGAUGACAGUACCCGUCAGUCACUGGUCCUAGAGCAUCCCUGGCACUGUCUCCCCCCACCUUCCCGGAGGUGCUUGUGCUGUUGGGUGGGUGGUGUUGCAUCGGUGUAGUAUGGUCUGCUGUGUUUGCACUUAAGGAUCAUGGUAUUUGUGGUAUUGGGCCUGUAGGUGUUCCUGUGUGCCUUUGGUUUUGUUAUAGUGGUUUCUGUGAUGAAGUCAUCACUCAGUCAUGGAAGAGGAGAUACAUCAUGUAACGAUUUAAAUCCGCGUCAGUCAUCCGUGAAUUACUGACCCUGUGCAAUCAGUACAAUAUAAAAUGUUUAAUUAUAACAUCAGCUAGAGUUGUUACACAGAAUAUUCAGAUUAAAUUAGCUUUCCCUUAAUGUCCUCACUGAAUUCCGCCAGCGUGUUCCUGGUCUGACUACUGCAGCAGUAACCUCUCCCACUGCAGACGAUCACUGUCUGCUGUAUUAGUGCCAUGGUUUCACUUGCCACUUUAAGCAUCUGCAAUCAGACUGGGAGGAGAAGUUGACUGCACUGCUUUGAUUUAAUGAAAUCAGGAAUUUCCAAGUAUUCAGCACUGCCCUCCCCCCCACCAGUGCAUUUCAGUGUUCCUUUCACAAUCUAAAACUAUGAGUUUCUCAUGCACAGACCAACUAUAAGCUGCCUUGAGGGGGAUUUCGUUUCCUUCUUGCCUUAUGAGGCAGUAAGUCUGAGGUCCCCGGGCCAGCACUACACCAGUGGCUGUGAGCAGGCUGCAGUGAGUCUGAGGUCCCCGGGCCGGCACUACGCCAGUGGCUGUGAGCAGGCUGCAGUGAGUCCGAGGUCCCCGGGCCGGCACUACGCCAGUGGCUGUGAGCAGGCUGCAGUGAGUCUGAGGUCCCAAGACCAGCACUGAGCCAGUGACUAUCACUUAGUUUUCAGACAAACACUGAGGUACUCCCAGUGCUCCGCAGAAUGGCACCUUUUCAAAUAUCACUUCACACUAAAGCCUGGAAAUCAUAGAUCCUUAAACAUACCAUGUUGAUCUUGAGAUUCCAAUACUACCAUUUUUAUUUGUAAAAAAGAAAAGAAACACAGAUUGGUGGAAUACGGCAUUUUGUAUAUCUUUUCAUAAUUGUAUUAUACUUCGUAAUAAGAACAAAAACAAACGUGCAAACAUUUUAUGACUGACACAGAAUGCUUGUGCCUUUGGAAGUACCCGAAUGCAGCGCAUAUGUUUUUCAUUUUAAAUGGCAUAAAUAAAGCAUUUUUAAUGAUGCAUA